CUUUCACACGCGUCUCUUUGUAAUAACAGAGUUAUUAAGCCAGUUUAAAUUAACGCAGUCAAAUGCGACCGUUCAAAGCGCUGUGAAUUUAAAUAAACUGUAACACGAAAUACCAUAAGCUUAUAAAAUUCAUUACGAUUCUAUUUGUGUCUCAUAAGAUGAAUUAAGAAAUGAAGUGAACAAAGGAAUAAAAUUGAAGAAGUGGUAACUGCUAACAAAGUGAUGUAGUGUCAGACAUCAUGGAUCAAUGGGUGACGGCUGCGAGCUCGCUACUAGCAUUCCUACUCUACUACAAUACGCUUGACGCGGGAUUUGUUUACGAUGACAGACGAGCGAUACUCUCGAACCCAGAUGUCAUCGGACAUACACCGAUUAAGGCGUUAUUUGAAAAUGACUUUUGGGGAACGCCGCUCACAGAUCCUGGGUCACACGGCUCGUACAGACCACUGUGCGUCGCGACGUAUCGUCUCAAUUACGCAUUUAGCGGAUUCAAGCCCUGGAGUUACCAUCUCCUCAAUGUGUUCUUCCAUUCGACGGCCACUGCACUUGUCGUGAUAACAGCAAAGCGGCUGUUACCUACAUAUUGCAUGAAAGUGGGAACUGUGGUUACAGGUUUGUCCUUCGCCUCUCAUCCCAUCCACACUGAAGCCGUGGCUGGAAUUGUGGGUAGAGCUGACCUGGCCGCAUGCAACUUUUUUCUACUGAGCUUCCUCUUAUACACGGAACACUUGAGGAUCCGGAAUCGGAGCCAUCGUCGACAUUGUAGGGACAGUUACAAACAAAUUCUCACGCGGCACCUGGACGCUGAAGAUCAAAACUUUCGCCUAAGUUGUCACGGACUCGUACAACAAUUAUUGAUUAGUGUUAGGAAAUUGUUGAAGGCUGGUAAAACUGGACCCUUGAAAGUGUUUAAUGUGUGUGAAGUUAGCGUGGGGCCCGUGCAACUGAGUAAAUGUCAUUGUAAUGCGUGUGCAAGUGAAGAUGCAGGUGAACUCUUACAAUGGUGCACUUUAGUGGGGACACUUUUGUUCGCGACAGCAGCGACUUUGUGCAAGGAGCCGGCUAUUAUGGUGGUGCCUCUUUGCAUAAUAUACGACUUCUUGAGAGAUAUUCGACAGGACGAGCCGUUUUCAAAGUAUCGGUGGCGGAGCAUCUGUGCUCUUAGCACAGGUGGGCUCACACUACUUUACUGGAGAUUGCGAAUCGCUGGUGCUCCCUCGGGAUUCGCCGCGGCCGACAACCCCACGGCCCGUGACCUCUCCUUUUUUACGAGAUUUUAUACCUUCACAUACCUUCCUGUCUUUAAUUUUUUUCUCCUUUUAUACCCCUUUCAUCUAAGCUUCGAUUGGUCUAUGGAUGCGAUACCGAAAAUAACAUCAAUAUUCGACGCGAGAAAUAUUUCUUCCCUCAUUGUCUACGCGGCGAUAUCAAAAGUUUCAUGGAAAGUUCUUACUAGCGAAAUAAAAAGGCAACAAGAAAAGAAAGAUAGGUUUUAUAAGAAACAAAAGACUAAGCAAAAAUGGAAUAACAAUUGCAAGCACUUUAGCAGGAGACAAUAUUGUAGCGAAAGAAAGAGCAAUAUGCCUCAAAAAGAAAACGCCUCAUCGAAAAGAUCGUUAUGUCCGUGCAACGGAUGUAAGCAUUCUCUCACAGAGGAGCACACAAACGUAUGUCGGACAGUCAAUAACAAUAAUAUUAUGAUGCACAACUCCUGUGUAUGUCCAACGGGGUUCGGCAAGGCGAUGGCGCAGCGUCAACAUAAACACACGUACCGCAGUCCUCAAAUUGCGAUGCUGUUAUUCACGGCAUUUAUGGUGCUCCCAUUCGUGCCAGCCAGUAAUAUUCUUUUCUACGUUGGAUUCGUAGUGGCAGAGCGUGUUUUGUACAUUCCCAGUGUUGGUUUUUGCUUAUUGCUCGGGCUGGGUGCGGGAGCUUUGACAAGAACUUGGCGUCGUAAUGAAUUGCGAAGCCGUAUUUUUAUGUUCACUUUGUUAGUGACUUUAUGCGCCAUGUGUGGUGCUACGCUUCGGAGGAAUUUGGACUGGCGUGACGAGGAAAGUUUAUUUCGAAGCGCUUUACACAUCAAUCCACCGAAAGCGUACGGCAAUCUCGGCAGCGUUUUGUCUACACAAGGGAGAGUCGUGGAGGCCGAGGCAGCGUUCGAGAGAGCUUUAAAAUACAGACCAAACAUGGCCGAUGUACAUUAUAACUUAGGAAUUUUACACCAAAACCAGAGGCGAUACGCCGAGGCUAUCAAAAGUUUUGAAAAGGCAAUUUAUUUUCGACCAUCCAUGGCUUUGGCCUAUGUAAAUCUUGGCACAUCUUUGAUGGCUGACGGGAGAUUAGCUGAGGCAACUAGCGCACUACGGGCGGGCGCGCGCGCCGACGGAAUUCGCGUGCGUGAUCGCAGAGAACAUGACGCAGCACGCGUCUCAGCAUUAGUUCAGCUCGCUGCUUUGCAUUCUCGAAGAGGGCAUUGGCACAAAGCCUUAUCAUCAUACAAGGAAGCGCUACAGAUACUUCCUGUGACAAAUUCACCAAUUGUAGGCUGGACCCGACACAAUGUCCUAACAAUGGCGGGGGAUAUUUAUAUACAAUUGCAACAAUGGGCCCAGGCUGAACACAGCGUUUUAUCAGCGUUAGCUCUCGCACCUGGGCACGCGGCCACUUAUUUAAGCCUAGCUCAGAUUGUAGCUAGAAAUACAAGUAGAAACAUGGAAGCGGAGACGUGGUUUAAGAAGGCAAUAACUUUAGCGCCGGAUGACCCGGCGGUACGAGAUCAAUUUGGAAUGUUUCUAAGAUCACAACGUCGAUUACGGGAGUCGGCUGAACAGUUGGUAACAGCAGCGCGUUUAUCACCGACUGAUAGUACGCGAGCGGCUUCGGCAGCGCGAGCGCUACGGGACGCAAGAAAAUGCCGUUCUGCUGAGCGCUGGUAUGCGAGGGCAGUAGAGCUAAACCCUAAUGAAGCUGAGUACCACUCGAAUCUUGGCGCUAUUCUGCACCUGAACGGGAAGUAUGUAGCGGCUGCCUCUUCAUACAGGCGCGCGUUGCAGUUGCAACCUAACGACCAAGUUACGAUCACAAAUCUCAAGCGGGUGAGAACAUUAAUGAGCAAUCAACGGAAGAAAUAGUCAAUUGCCAAAUAUCGUUUUUUAAUCGUGUUUUAAUUACAUGUAUAACAUUUAUUUUAUAUAGUAGGGGAGCCCAGGUUUUUACGAUAUUGCUCACGCACGAGUGGUGCGUAAGGACUAUAUAUUAUGCUGAUACGAGACUUGUCAAAUAUAAUGAAUUAUUGUAAUUAAGUAAUAGAUGACUUUAUAAGUUUUACUUACAUAAACAAAUAUUUCGACUUAAUUACUAAUGACAAGAUCGCUAUUGUCUUGAAUAAUUUUAUAUUAAAUUAAUUUUAUUUUAAAGGCAGAGGUAACGCGCGCAAUAUCCUAUACAACAGAUGAUACUCAGUGCACUUAAUGCAGAGAUAUUCCUAAUAACAUAUUAUAAAUGUUCGAUUAGGUUACGUAAUUGAUCUUUACUGUCAAAACUUAAACAAACUAUUUUAAAUGUUCAAAUAAAAGUCAUAUGAUUUAAAUGAAAGAAAAACACACAAAAGUGUUCAGCAUACAAAAAAUAUAGGUAAGCAUAAUAUUAUAAUUCUUCGACAUAGAUGGCAACCCUCAAAAGCCCGUGAGUAAAUCCAGUCAUUGGGCUCCUCUACUAAUAAGUAAUCUGAAUAGUAACAGUAAUAUAACGAUACAUUUUCAGUACUCACUAAACGUUUAAUUUUGAUUGAAAUUUCUUAGUACCUAAAUGGAUCAAUUAUAGGAAUAAAUUGUAUAUCGUCUUACAAGCUUUUUUAUUCAUGGUUCAACGUUUUUCGAGUUUCUGUUCGCAUAAAUACGUAAUCCAGCUAAAACAUUUUUGUGCACAUGCACUCGGCUUUUAAAUUUCUUGCACUAUUUUGUUGUAUGAAAGAGUUUGAAACAUUCAUUUAGUACGGACUAAUCACUCAAGUACAAAUUUUGUGCUAAAGCAUUCGUAUCUAUAUAGGCAUUUCGCAAAAGUCAAUUAGAUAGAGGCUCAAAAUUAUCUUGAAAACGUUUGAGUGGCUUUUUUCUUGGCUUUUCUUUUAGUCAAAGGAAUUGUUAUAAUGGAUUAUAAAAUAUAGGAUUAAUUUCUUUAAACGCUUAGAUAUUGUUUCAAAUAUAUUCUACUCGAUACAGUAACGCACUGAUAUUAAUGAUUUUACUGAAGUCUUUUAGAUUAUUUCGUGAAGUCUAGUAGAAAUGUCAGUGUUCAUAUGUAAAUAUAUAAACGGUUAGGUUCUUUUAAUAAGGGAAAACAUUUCAUUUGCUUCGUCUUCCAUUAUAUUUAUCAAUGUUUUCGUAUUAUAAUGUUGUUAUUAAGUCAUUUAAAUUAUAUCGAGGUUAUUCGCAAAUUAUAAUUCAAUGUAUAUGCAAUUAAUUCUAGUCGUACUCAAUCGUCCAUUAAGUUUUAGAUUCUCUAAUGGUUGUUCAAUAAUUAUACAUUUGAGGAAAAUAACAAUUCGGCAAUUCAAUUUAAUGCUCGAUUAGUACACAAUUUGUUUCACACCUACUGGGUGUACUUUACUAAAAUCUUUAUUAAAUGACUUAGAUAACCGUCAAAUCUUAAUGAACGAUUCUAAGUACGGCAGAAUACGUUCUAGUCUUCUGUAAAAUGCGGGUUUAGAAUAAGAAUAAUGGCGGGAAACCGCGUCGCUAACUUUAUUUUUUAUAAUAAUUUAAUUGAUAUUAGCCAUUUAAUUUAACUAUCAGCAUACUUAUUUCCUAUAAUAAAACAAACAUAUCUAUUUAAUAAUAACCAUUCAUUGUUAUUUCGUGGUAAAUAUGUAAAAAGAUGUACAUAGUGUUUAAAUUCCUAUAUUUAACGUUAGAUACAUCCGUUAUUUGAAUAUAGGAAUCGGUUGUCAUGACAUUGUCAUAUUAGAUAAUAAUUUAAUUCCCAAAUAUAUUUUGUCAUCUUCUCAUUCACACCUGUGACAAUAAAUGUAUAUUACGCUUUGUAGGAAUAGAAAAGCCAAAAAAAACUUUUUUAUUUAAUUUAAAAGCUUAAAGCUAUUUGUUUUAUUAACACAAGACUGGUGAUUUUUAUCAUAGUUGGCCUAAUUCAUAAUUUUUAAUUCCGAUAUUUGUGCCGAAAAUACAUUAAAUUGCAUGCAAUAGUGUUUGUUAUGAACUUGUAUUCAGCUAAUAACUAUUGGUAUUACGUAGUCCAAAUGUGGUCUCAUGAAAUUGCGUCAAACAAUUUUAAAUAUAAAGUAACUUCCUUUAUCAAGAUAUUCAUGUAACCUCGCCAGUGACCUCACCUUACUCUCAACAAAAUAUGCAUUAUGCUCAAUUUGCUUAACCGGUCUUGAUGAAUUGUGGAAAAAUAUACACUAAACAUCGAUACAUACUAAGUACAUUUUUCUUAAAAACAUGAUAUCUCAUUGUAUUAUUUAACUGACAAUGAAAUUAAUUGAACGAUAUUAUCUGUAUUACUCAA
Pieris brassicae (large cabbage white) is the source of this 5526-nucleotide messenger RNA. RefSeq names its product protein O-mannosyl-transferase TMTC1-like (gene Tmtc2). Gene Ontology annotation, biological process: protein O-linked glycosylation via mannose. Gene Ontology annotation, molecular function: mannosyltransferase activity; protein binding. The record is from RefSeq and is a predicted model, not a curated record. The transcript has 11 exons. Gene Ontology annotation, cellular component: endoplasmic reticulum membrane. NCBI's taxonomy places the organism in Eukaryota, Metazoa, Arthropoda, Insecta, Lepidoptera, Pieridae. The coding region runs from base 240 to 3134 and encodes 964 amino acids.